Messenger RNA from Closterium sp. NIES-65, 645 nucleotides. Lineage: Eukaryota; Viridiplantae; Streptophyta; Zygnematophyceae; Desmidiales; Closteriaceae. The record is from the annotation of a GenBank genome assembly.
AUGCAACGUGCUGCUCUCUCUGCUCCUGUGCUCGCCCAGCCGCUCGCAGCACUGAUGCCCUCACCGCUCACUGGUCUGCCUGGCCCCGCUUCUGGCAGCGCGACCGGGUGCCUUACAGCAAUGCUUGUUGGGAGUGCGUGUGGCACACAGGAGCAAGAAUACCUGGAUGCUUGCAUUGAUGUGCUCGGCAGCAUAACCAACACUAACAACACUGACAACUGUGGCAAGCACAGUGGCAAGGACAACGGUGCGCCCUUUCUAGACACGCCCAUGGCUCACGUGCUGCUGGCUGGGAGUCUCCUCGCCAUGCCCUUGGCCAGUGGACCUCACGCUGAGGGGCCUGCUGCCCCACGUGUUGCCCCACGUGCUGCUGGAACAGCCCUGCCAGAGUGGGCGGUGGAGCAGGGAGGGACCGGGGAAGGAGGUGCUGAGGGGCACAGGCAGCAGCAAUUUCUCGGCCAGGAGGGCAUGCUUGCACAGGGGAAGCCUUGUCAAGGGUCGCGCAUGCACUCUCCCAUACAACCCCGCCUGGCCAUGCUGCACCAGCCCUUCCCCACUGGUGGUGCUCCACCGGCUCUCUGCAGCCCCAUACUUCCGCCAUGGCCUGACAUGACCGUUACAUCAGGAGGCGACGGCAUGCCCUGA